Molecule: messenger RNA, 231 nt
Organism: Morchella importuna
Lineage: Eukaryota; Fungi; Ascomycota; Pezizomycetes; Pezizales; Morchellaceae
Exons: 5
Coding region: 1-231 (76 amino acids)
Source: RefSeq, a predicted model, not a curated record
AUGCCAGUAGACGAGGUGGUGCUCUCUGUUAGCGAGUUCACCCGUUGCGCUGUCCUUCAACGCAGGGGUAUUGUUUUCUUCCUAGUGAGCGAGGCUCUCUUAACAUUGGAGGUAGAGUUUUUGACCCUGCUCGGGAAAUUCCACUUGGAGAUCCUGUCUAGCGCCGUCGGCCCCUCCUCUUCUUCAACCAGGACUAUUCUCUUCCACCUCCGUCCUUCUACCAUCCUUUAA